CUUUCUUCCUGGGGCGGAGAUCUUCACUGCUGUGCUCUUCAUCCUCAGCUAUGCUGCAUGUACCCGAAUCCAAGUUCCUCCUUUUCACAUGCCAUUGCCAUCCAUUAUUAUGAGGAUUUAGCUUCCAAUUGUGGUCGUUGGUGCGCCUCCUCGCUGCUGCCCCCUCCGGACCUGCCUUCCGCAGCUUCUCGCCGUACAGCCUCCCGUGCGCCGCUUCAUACUCAUUGGGCUUCCAUCGGAUCUGUCCGGAAUCCCCUGGCACUACGGUAUCCUGUAGAUAGCUAUCCCAACCCUGGCCUAACGCACCCGACGUCCCUGCUCGAUCCAUUGAGCCUUCUCCUCGGUCUCUUUCCCCUCUGUCAAUGGCUUCGUUGUGGUUAUUGAUGACUCGUUGUUGUUCUCCUCUGAGUUGAUUCUGCUCCUUAUCAUCCUCUGGUGGCUUAUCUCGGGCCUCUGUUUCCGCCCUCUCAGACGGAUUCAUUGUCCAUUGUCUCCCCAGGUCAUUCCCCGCUGCCAUCGCUGCCAGUUGAUGAGCUAGCUUGUUGCCUUCCCUUGGAGUCCAGGUAGCUCCUACAUCUGGAGCAUCUUCCAGCAAUUGGAGAAUGUCACGAAAGAUUGCAUCCGCCUCCGCUAUAGGCAUUUUUUACUUGAUUGCCUGAACCAAAGUCCCGUAAUGACUUUACCCUGCCAGUCCCUGACUACCACUGCUAGAGCUGCGAUACCUGUUUCCUUUUGGAAAGCUGCGUCUGUGUUCACUUUGACCCAAUUCCUAGGCGGAGGUCUCCAGAUUUUCUUUGUCAAAAAUCUGACAAUCCAAAUUGGUUACAAGUUCUCAAGCUUGCAUCAAACAACUUAUCAGGAAGAAUUCCCAACUGCUGGAGAAUGUGGCCAGAACUAGUGGAAGUCAACUUAGAAAGCAACUGUUUUAUUGGAAGCUUACCUUCUUCCAUGGGCUCCUUAUCAAACCUACAACAAUUGCGAAUCCGCAAUAACACACUCUCUGGAAAAUUUCCUGCCAGUUUAAAGAGAAACAGGGAAUUGAUUUCAUUGGAUCUUGGAGAGAAUAAUCUCACAGGAGAUAUUCCAGCAUGGGUUGGAGAAAGGCUAACAAAUUUAAAAUUUCUUCGGCUUCGAUCCAACCAUCUUUCAGGAAACAUUCCCAACACAAUAUGUGGUAUGGAGUCUAUCCAGGAUUUGGACCUUGCAAGAAACAAAUUGUCAGGCAAUAUUCCAAAUUGUUUGAACCACUUGAGUGCCAUGAUAAAUAAAGUGGGUGAAAUUAGCGAAACUCUAUCCAGUGUCUUCGUGAAUAAUGCUAUCAUUAGCAUGGUCCUGUGGGUGAAAGGAAUGGAUAUUGAGUACAGCAGUACUCUGGGCUUAGUGAAAAACAUUGAUCUUUCAGCCAAUAAAUUGUCGGGAGGAAUACCAAUGGAAAUCACAGACUUGUCUGGUUUGGUUUAUUUGAACUUGUCCAAGAAUGAAUUAACUGGUCACAUCCCUCAAAGUAUUGGCAAUAUGGAGUCAUUGGAAUCCAUUGAUUUCUCUGGCAACCUACUCACAGGGGAUAUCCCUCAGAGCAUUACAAACUUGAGCUUUCUCAACAAGCUCGACUUGUCCUACAAUCACUUGGAGGGUCAAAUCCCAACAGGCACUCAAUUGCAAACCUUUGAAGCAUCCAGUUUUGUCGGCAACAAUCUCUGUGGUCCACCAUUGCAGCUUAGCUGUACAAUUCCUGAUGAUGAUGCAAAUGACAGUAGUGAGAAAGAGAGAAAGAAGCACAAUGGAGUGAAUUGGUUCUUUGUGUUUAUGGCUUUUGGAUUUAUUGUGGGAUUCUGGGGAUUUGUUGGUCCAUUGUUCAUGUUCAAAUCAUGGAGGUAUGCCUAUUUCCGUUUUCUUGAUGACAUGGGCUACAAACUUCAAUCAUGUUUGGGAUUUUAAGUUUGUAAUGAGUUUCUUUCGUGAUGUAUUCUUGUUUUAUGUGUGCUGUAAGAAAUAAAUAAAAAUCAAUAUGCACUACUUGUCCAGCUUGUUUAAAAGUCUGUCAAUAAAAAUGAAUGUUUCUCUUUUUCUUCUAAUUUUCAAAUGGAUAUCAGGGAAGUUUGCUAAGUAAUUUUAGAUAUCUUGAAGCUAUGAUAUAGCAGAGAGAAAACAGAGAAGACAGUAUCAGAGUUUAACAUGCCAGAGUUGGAGAUAGUUCUGCAUUUGUACCUAAGCAAUGCAAUUUCAACUCAACAAGAUUUACCUGUACAACAAAUGAGGGCACAAAAAUAACGAUGCAAUAAUAAUGUUGAAGUAAAUAAUAACUGUGAAAGCUUGGCAUACCUACCUAUUUUAGUUGACUUGAUAUUAUAAAGCCAUUACAAGAU
This is a messenger RNA of Arachis stenosperma, 2366 nucleotides long. RefSeq names its product receptor-like protein EIX2. Lineage: Eukaryota; Viridiplantae; Streptophyta; Magnoliopsida; Fabales; Fabaceae. Gene Ontology annotation, molecular function: protein binding. The record is from RefSeq and is a predicted model, not a curated record. Bases 883 to 1938 code for a protein of 351 amino acids. The transcript has 4 exons.